AUUUUAUCUGAGACCUUUGAAUUCGGGCUGUGGCAACACAUAUCAUCAAGCACAGCCUGUUUCUGGUUCUUAUUGAGCUGCCAGAUCUAUCGAUCACACUAGACUCGCUGUAUUUGCUCAAGCUUGUCUACGACCUGGAGUGGAGACCCGGUCGUCAACCUCCUCAAGGCUCCGGACUAUGCGCAACGGAACAUCGCAGGAAACCUCUUUUGAGCAACUGACUCAUCCAGUGCAAUACUGAGGGUGUUUGGCGCCUUCUCGCAGAGGGUAUCAUCAUGACUCCCCGUGCAGAGCUGAGAACUCAGUUAUAAAUUUCGGUAUUCCGAACGGGCAAGACCUUGUACUGCUCACUGUUCAUCCACUCGACGACCUAUGACAACUGCCUAUCCUCACACACCCUCCUCGCCGUCUCUCAUCGCUUGCACCAACUGCCGCGAGCGGAAGACCAAAUGCAUCGCACCGGCAAACGUCCAGAACACCCAGCACCCGUGCGAACGUUGUGUUCGGAAGAGUUUACGCUGCCAAUAUGUAAUGAGCGCCGCUCGUCCGUCCCCGUAUGAUGCUUCAUCAGCAAUGUCUCCUUCUCCAUCGUCUCCUCGUCAACCUGCACCCGCGCUCCCGUAUACUGGCCCGCCUCCAACCGGCCACUCUCGGCCGCGAUACGCAGACGGACAAUACCCCAAUCUAUCCCUUAUUCGCGGGUCAAACCAGUCUCAGUCGCAUCAUGCCUUCACGGCGCAUGCGGGACAUCCUCCUCCCAACUAUGCAACGCAUUAUCCGAUGGCAGGUGAAUAUGACAAUUGGGGCACACAGGCUACGGUCCCGACGCAGUUUGUUCCGAUGCCAUUC
Mycena citricolor is the source of this 849-nucleotide messenger RNA. Lineage: Eukaryota; Fungi; Basidiomycota; Agaricomycetes; Agaricales; Mycenaceae. The record is from the annotation of a GenBank genome assembly.